Onychomys torridus (southern grasshopper mouse) is the source of this 549-nucleotide messenger RNA. RefSeq names its product chromosome 20 C12orf73 homolog (gene C20H12orf73). The record is from RefSeq and is a predicted model, not a curated record. Gene Ontology annotation, biological process: mitochondrial respiratory chain complex III assembly. Gene Ontology annotation, cellular component: mitochondrion. The transcript has 4 exons. Bases 80 to 283 code for a protein of 67 amino acids. Lineage: Eukaryota; Metazoa; Chordata; Mammalia; Rodentia; Cricetidae.
UCCCCUGCACUUUGGGUCCGGGACCCCUGGCGGUCCGCUUCCCGGUUGCCCUGCGCUUGUGCACUCCCCGCUCUCCACCAUGCCCGGGGGCGUGCCCUGGUCCGCCUACUUGAAAAUGCUGUCCUCCAGCCUCCUGGCCAUGUGCGCCGGGGCCCAGAUGGUGCACUGGUACUACCAGCCUGACCUGACAAUACCUGAAAUUCCACCAAAGCCUGGAGAACUCAAAACGGAGCUUUUGGGACUGAAAGAGAGACACCACAAACCUCAAGUUUCCCAGCAGUAGAAACUUCAAAAUACAACUCUGCCAAGCAUUCUUUGCUUAUUGGCAAAAUAAUUCAGAACCCACCAAGAUCAAUGCCUAAAUCUAAGUAAUGAAAACUCAAAACGAGGCAGCGGCACAGGACUUCAUAGAAAGACCCCAUCUCAACAUCCCUGCUCCAUCCGAGUGUUUCCACACAGUGAGCAGCAUGGUGGGGUGGGGGUGUCAAUCUGCUUCAAAAGAUCUUGUGAAUGUUGGAUAAAAUAAAGGAAUGAAACAUUGCCCCCAGC